CCGCGCACCGCCCUCUCCAACGGACGACCGAAUCCAGAAACCACCACAACUCCAACUGCUAGUUCCCGAACGCACGAAAAGUUGCAAAAAAAGAACUAGCAACCCAGGAACUGCACCAGGAACGGACCGCACGGUGGUAAAAGGCACACAUCUGGAUCGCAUCACAGCUUUGCGCCUAGGGCAAGCUACCGGACAUCAGCAACAAAGCUACUCCGUAGAGAAGACGGGAAACCCAGAGCACGUGAAAGCUCCCCUUCCUCAUCUCCCCAAACACUCUUCCUCACCCACGACAACCAUCUCACGACAAGCUCCUUUCUCGCCAACUCACCCAAAACCUCCCCUCCUCCCCUUCUCCAAUCCUCCUAAUCAACCCAGGGUCCCCCCCCCCUCCCCCCUCACCCACCCCUCAAAAUGGCACCCUCCCCAACAGAAGCGACAAAAUCCCUAAACCAAACCCUCCAAACCUCCCUCCCGACCCCCGUCGCCGACGCCAUCCCCCGCCUCCCCGAAUCCAAAGACGAGCUCAAGGCCGACACGAAAGCGGCGGCCUCCGGCCUCGCAACCCAGCUCCGCUCCCUCGCGGCAGGCGGCUUCGGCGGCGUCUGCGCCGUCGUCGUGGGCCACCCCUUUGACCUCGUCAAGGUCCGCCUCCAGACCGCCGACAAGGGCGUCUACUCUUCGGCCAUCGACGUCGUCCGCAAGAGCGUCGCGCGCGAUGGGCUGCGGAGGGGUCUGUAUGCCGGUGUGAGCGCGCCUCUCGUGGGCGUUACGCCAAUGUUCGCCGUCUCCUUCUGGGCCUACGACCUAGGCAAAACCCUCGUCCGCACAACCUCCGCCGCCCCCGACGCCCCCCUCACCAUAGCCCAAGUCUCCGCCGCGGGCUUCUUCUCCGCCAUCCCCAUGACCGCCAUCACCGCCCCCUUCGAGCGCGUAAAAGUCAUCCUCCAGGUCCAGUCCCAGCGCCUGAAGCCCGGCGAGUCCCCCAAAUACAAAGGCGGCGCCGACGUCGUCCGCCAACUCUACGCCGAGGGCGGGCUCCGCUCCGUCUUCCGCGGCUCCGUCGCGACCUUGGCCCGCGACGGCCCCGGCAGCGCGGCGUACUUCGCCGCCUACGAGUACAUCAAGCGACGGCUCACGCCCAAGGACCCCGUCACGGGGAAGCCUUCGGGCGAGCUGAGCUUGCUCGCCGUCACGGCGGCGGGUGCGGCGGCGGGCGUGGCGAUGUGGAUCCCCGUGUUCCCUGUCGACACCGUAAAGUCGCGCCUGCAGACGGCCGAGGGGAAUGUUACCCUCGGCGGGGUGGUGCGCGAGGUGUACGGAAGAGGCGGCGUCAAGGCCUUCUUCCCUGGUUUCGGACCCGCGCUGGCGAGAGCCGUGCCCGCGAACGCGGCUACGUUCCUUGGCGUUGAGUUGGCGCACCAGGCCAUGAACAAGGCUUUCAACUAGGGGGUGAAAUAGGGGGGAUAGAUGGUGGAUUAGGGUCGGAUGACGUUGGACAGGAUGAAGACGAAAAGGAGCUUUGGUGGUGGAAUACGAAGAAUACACGGGGGCGUUUCUAGAUGGAGGCAUACUCGUCAGGAACUCUUACACAAAAUAGUCUUGAGAUGUUUUCCUUUUUGUCAUGCCUAAACAAGAUUAGA
This is a messenger RNA of Colletotrichum scovillei, 1640 nucleotides long. RefSeq lists its product as uncharacterized. The transcript has 2 exons. The record is from RefSeq and is a predicted model, not a curated record. Gene Ontology annotation, molecular function: O-acyl-L-carnitine transmembrane transporter activity. Bases 412 to 1446 code for a protein of 344 amino acids. Gene Ontology annotation, cellular component: mitochondrial envelope. NCBI's taxonomy places the organism in Eukaryota, Fungi, Ascomycota, Sordariomycetes, Glomerellales, Glomerellaceae. Gene Ontology annotation, biological process: mitochondrial transport; carnitine transmembrane transport.